Molecule: messenger RNA, 650 nt
Organism: Leptopilina heterotoma
Lineage: Eukaryota; Metazoa; Arthropoda; Insecta; Hymenoptera; Figitidae
Product: 60S ribosomal protein L26-like
Exons: 4
Coding region: 115-561 (148 amino acids)
Biological process (GO): ribosomal large subunit biogenesis; cytoplasmic translation
Cellular component (GO): ribosome; cytosolic large ribosomal subunit
Molecular function (GO): RNA binding; structural constituent of ribosome
Source: RefSeq, a predicted model, not a curated record
AAAUUUCCCGCUUGUUUAUGCGUGCGCACGAUGGUGGCGCUAGUGUCGCACUUUGCCUCGGUGUCUCUUCCGGUUUUAUCUGUGGUACGAGCAGAGUGAGUUUCGGAGAGAACAAUGAAGUUUAAUUCAAUGGUGACGUCCUCGAGGCGGAAAAAUCGCAAAAGGCAUUUCACAGCACCUUCUCACAUCAGAAGAAGGCUAAUGUCCUCACCUUUGUCAAAGGAAUUAAGACAAAAAUAUAAUGUACGCUCGAUGCCGAUUCGUAAAGAUGACGAAGUACAGGUUGUCCGUGGUCACUAUAAAGGCCAACAAGUUGGAAAAGUAAUCCAAGUCUACAGAAAGAAAUUCGUUGUUUAUAUUGAAAGGAUUCAAAGGGAAAAGACGAAUGGUGCAACUGCUUACGUUGGCAUUGAUCCUUCAAAGACUGUCAUUGUUAAACUGAAGAUGGAUAAGGAUCGAAAAAAGAUCAUCGACAGGAGAAGUAAGGGACGUCUCGCAGCAUUAGGAAAAGAUAAAGGAAAAUACACCGAGGAAACGGCUGCAGCUAUGGAGACAUCGUAGGUUUAAAAAUUCUCUCUACUUGUACCACAAAAAUAAAGUGCUUGAAUUUCAAACACUUACCAAAAAAAGAAACUAUUUUUACUUUUAAA